AGCCUCUUGCCCCUCCUUUGCUAGGCGCGCGACUGCGUCUGUAGAUAAUUUUAUUGGACAUGGCGUUGGCCGAUCAACUCUCGAACGCACUGUCGGCGACGCAGCUGGACGGCAACCCCGGAGAACUCAUCGGUGGCCUCCCACCUCCAGUGCUCGCGCUGUGCUGUCAAUUCGCCGGCGACAGCGGUUCGCUGGUCAAGCGAAUGGCGUGCUGCCACCGCGCGGCCGCCGAGGCGCGGUCGGAGGUCUGGGCGGCGUUGUUCACCGUCGGCACGCGCGUCGUGCUCCACGGUCUGAAAGCGGACUUGCUGAACCUGCGCCACGGCACCGUUGUGAAGAGCAAAACCGCCGAAGACCGCGUCGGCGUGCGUUUGGACGGCGAACUGAAGCCCAAGAGCGUGCGACGAGUCAACGUGCGCCUGGAGCGCGGCCCGUAUGAGACGAGCGAGCCGGACGAAGUGCACGAGGGCUUCUGGUGCGAUUCGUGCUCCACCAUGAGCGCUCGCGAGCACCUGAUGCAACAUCAUAUGGUCUCAAUGCAAACUGGAGGAAAAGGAUUCACGGGUACCUUGCUCGUCGGCCUGCGCUAUCAGUGCACCCGUUGUCCCGAAAACCCUGGAUACGACCUCUGCGAGAAGUGCUUUCGCGCGGGCGUGAAACACUCGUGCCGCCAGCACUGUCUCUCGCUGAACCCGCUUCGGGAUAACCCGGCUCUGGCGCGGUAUCCCGAAGACGACCCGUCCGUGUUCGACCCCGCCCGGUUCAAACUAGUUCGGGAUUCCACCGCGACGGACUUUGCUCGGUGGAUGGAGACUGGUACCUCAGGAAUGCAUGAAGGAAUUAAGGUGCCGGCCUCGGCGGAGGAGUUCUGCUGGCGGACCGAGAAGUGGGAAUUGAAUGGGCCGCGGACGCAGGCCGUCGUAAUUGCAUCUUUAAGGCGCGAUGGCCGCACGCCGGCAGCCUGGCGAAGCUGAGUGAGCGUCGCUUCCGGGAGGCGCCUAUAGUUCCCAUUGAAGAUCUCCGGGCAUUGCCGCGGGACGAGCGCGGCGAAGUUACAUUUGAAGAUCAUGAGCGAAUGAUCGAAAAUAUACGACGCCGCAACGAGGCCGAGGGCCGGGACCCCCGGGGUUGGUGAACUUGGUAAGUAUGAC
Messenger RNA from Pelagomonas calceolata, 1151 nucleotides. Lineage: Eukaryota; Pelagophyceae; Pelagomonadales; Pelagomonadaceae. The record is from the annotation of a GenBank genome assembly.